Molecule: messenger RNA, 7037 nt
Organism: Elgaria multicarinata webbii
Lineage: Eukaryota; Metazoa; Chordata; Lepidosauria; Squamata; Anguidae
Gene: PI4KA
Product: phosphatidylinositol 4-kinase alpha
Exons: 55
Coding region: 44-6361 (2105 amino acids)
Biological process (GO): phosphatidylinositol phosphate biosynthetic process; phosphatidylinositol-mediated signaling
Cellular component (GO): plasma membrane; cytoplasm
Molecular function (GO): 1-phosphatidylinositol 4-kinase activity
Source: RefSeq, a predicted model, not a curated record
GCUCCUCUGAGGCGGCGCUCGUCGUCCUUCUCCUCCUCGCAAGAUGUCGGCUCUGGCCGUGGCCACGGCGGCGGCCGCCACGGCGGCGGCGGUGACCGCGGCGCGCUCGGAGAAGCCCAGCAGCCCGGGCUCGUCGCGGGGCUUCUACUUCAACACCGUGCUGUCGCUCGCCCGCUCGCUGGCCGUGCAGAGACCUGCGCCGCUCGAGAAGGUCCAAAAGCUACUAUGCAUGUGUCCAGUAGAUAUCCAUGGGAUCUUUCAGCUGGAUGAGCGUCGCAGGGAUGCUGUGAUAGCUUUGGGAAUUUUUCUAAUCGAAUCUGACUUGCAGCAUAAAGACACUCUUGUUCCUUACCUUCUCCAGUUGUUGAGGGGCCUUUCCAAAGUGCAAUGGAUAGAAGAAAGCAAUUCGCGGAAAGCCCGAGGCAUGCUUCCCAUUGCAGAGAACUUCAGCUUCUGUUUGGUGACCCUCUUGUCGGACGUGGCUUACAGGGAUGCUAUCCUGAGAGAGCAGGUGCUAGAGGCAAUUUUGCAAGUGAUGCAGGUCCUGUUGGGAAUGUGCCAGUCUCCACAGAUCCAGGAUAAAGAAUACUUAUGCAAAUAUGCCGUGCCGUGCCUGAUUGGAAUUUCACGAGCAUUUGGGCGCUACAGCAACUCGGAAGAGUCUCUCCUGUCGAAACUUUUCCCUAAAAUUACUCCACAUGCCCUCCGAGCCCCAAGUGAGUUGGACGGGAUCCGAAGACGCUCGUUUAACGACUUCCGGUCAAUUCUUCCGCACUCCCUCCUGACGGUUUGCCAAGAAGGAUCUUUAAAGCGAAAGGCCGGCAGUGUGUGCAGCAUCACACAGGUCAGUCCUGAACGUGGAAUUCCUCCUCCCAGCUCCCCCGGAGGGACUGCUGUGCAGUACUUUGAAGGCUCCUACCUACCUGACGGGAGCGCGGUAGAUCCCUAUUAUUACUUCUCUACAAUCAGUUCCAGCUUCUCAGUUUCACCUCUCUUUAAUGGCAUCAGCAACAAGGAGUUUAACAUUCCACUAGAAAUGCUCCGUCAGCUGCUGAACAUGGUAAAACAGAUUGUUGGGGAUUCUGUACUUAAAAACCUAGAUACAGUUGUCACGGAAGUUACUGAGGUAAAUCCCCAUGCAGAUCUGUUCUACAAAAUGUUCAGUGAUCCUCUAUACGUUGCCCAGUUCAAGAUGCUGAGGGACACGUUGUACUAUAUGAAAGAUCUCCCAACCUCAUUUGUGAAAGAAAUUCAUGAUUUUGUGCUGGAGCAGUUCAACAGCAGCCAGGCAGAGCUCCAGAAACUCCUUCACGAUGUGGAUAAAUUACACAAUGAGCUGAAUCCUCUGAAGUUGCGUUGCCAGGCUAAUGCAGCCUGUGUGGAUCUCAUGGUGUGGGCUGUGAAAGAUGAGCAAGGGGCAGAAAACCUGUGCAUCAAGUUGUCGGAAAAGCUGCAGUCCAAGACUUCCAGCAAAGUGAUCAUUGCUCACUUGCCUCUUCUGAUUUGCUGCUUACAGGGUCUAGGCCGCUUAUGCGAGAGGUUCCCCGUAGUGGUUCACUCUGUCAAUCCAUCCUUGAGAGAUUUCCUUGUGAUCCCUUCUCCAGUUCUGGUGAAACUUUACAAGUACCACAACCAAUAUCAUACAGGAGGCAAUGACAUCAAGAUCAGCAUCACGAACGAGCAUGCAGAAUCCACUGUAAGCGUCAUGUCAGGCAAGAAGAGUCAGGCCUCCAUGUACGAACAACUUCGGGACAUUGCGAUUGAUAACAUCUGCAGGUGCUUGAAAGCUGGCCUGACCAUCGACCCAGUAAUUGUUGAAGCGUUCUUGGCUAGUUUGUCUAACCGUCUCUACAUCUCACAGGAGAGUGACAAGGAAGCCCAUCUGAUUCCUGAUCACACAAUUCGCGCCCUGGGGCACAUUGCGGUGGCACUGAGGGACACGCCGAAAGUGAUGGAGCCGAUUCUUCAGAUCCUGCAGCAAAAGUUCUGCCAGCCGCCAUCUCCUCUUGAUGUGCUCAUCAUUGACCAGCUGGGCUGCUUGGUCAUCACAGGAAACCAAUACAUUUACCAGGAGGUAUGGAAUCUGUUUCAGCAGAUCAGUGUUAAAGCAAGUUCAAUUGUUUACUCUGCGACUAAAGACUACAAGGAUCAUGGAUAUAGACACUGUUCCUUAGCUGUUAUCAAUGCCCUGGCGAACAUAGCUGCAAAUAUACAGGAUGAACACCUUGUGGAUGAACUACUAAUGAACCUGCUGGAACUGUUUGUGCAACUUGGGCUUGAAGGGAAGCGAGCCAGCGAGAGGGCAAGCGAAAAGGGUCCAGCCCUAAAGGCAUCUAGCAGUGCGGGAAACCUGGGAGUGCUGAUUCCUGUUAUUGCUGUGCUCACAAGACGCUUGCCACCCAUCAAAGAAGCUAAGGCCAGGUUACAGAAGCUCUUCCGUGACUUCUGGCUGUAUUCUGUGCUCAUGGGAUUUGCUGUGGAAGGCUCAGGGCUUUGGCCAGAAGAGUGGUAUGAGGGGGUUUGUGAAAUAGCAACCAAGUCGCCACUUCUGACAUUUCCUAGCAAAGAGCCUCUUCGCUCCGUUCUUCAAUACAACUCUGCUAUGAAAAACGACACCGUCACGUCUGCUGAACUGGGUGAGUUACGGAGCACCAUCAUCAAUCUUUUAGAUCCUCCUCCAGAGGUGUCGGCCCAGAUCAAUAAGCUGGACUUUGCCAUGUCUACCUACCUGCUAUCUGUGUACCGUCUAGAAUGUAUGAGGGUGUUGCGUUCGACGGACCCGGAUCGCUUCCAAGUGAUGUUCUACUACUUCGAGGAUAAAGCUAUUCAGAAAGACAAGUCGGGUAUGAUGCAGUGUGUAAUAGCUGUUGCAGAUAAGGUGUUUGAAGCUUUCCUCUGCAUGAUGGCUGACAAAGCUAAAACGAAAGAAAACGAAGAGGAGCUGGAGAGACACGCUCAGUUCUUGCUGGUGAAUUUUAACCACAUUCAUAAGAGGAUCCGACGGGUUGCGGAUAAAUACUUAUCAGGCCUUGUAGAUAAGUUUCCUCACCUCCUUUGGAGUGGAACUGUGCUGAAGACCAUGCUAGAUAUCCUCCAAACUCUCUCGCUCUCUCUGUGUGCAGAUAUUCACAAGGAUCAACCAUACUAUGACAUUCCAGAUGCCCCGUAUAGAAUUACUGUUCCUGAUACGUAUGAGGCUAGGGAGAGUAUAGUAAAGGAUUUUGCUGCACGCUGUGGAAUGAUUCUCCAAGAAGCCAUGAAAUGGGCCCCUUCAGUCACCAAAUCUCACUUGCAGGAAUAUCUAAACAAACAUCAGAACUGGGUGUCCGGCUUGUCUCAGCACACGGGGCUGGCCAUGGCCACGGAAAGCAUCCUCCACUUCGCAGGCUACAACAGGCAGAACACUACCCUGGGGGCGACCCAGUUAACUGAAAGGCCUGCCUGUGUGAAAAAAGACUACUCCAACUUCAUGGCGUCUCUGAACUUGCGCAAUCGCUACGCUGGGGAAGUAGCCGGGAUGAUUCAUUAUUGCAGUGCCACAGGGUGCACGUCGGAUCUCAACAAGCUCAUGAUCAAACAUCUCAACGAUGCGCUGGUUCCGUGCCAACCACAACAAUACACUCAAGCCAUGUUUAAGCUGACUGCAUUGUUAAUAAGUAGCCGAGACACUGACCCUCAGCUCUUGCACCACCUCUGUUGGGGCCCUUUGCGAAUGUUUACUGAACAUGGCAUGGAAACGGCCAUUGCUUGCUGGGAAUGGCUGCUUGCUGCUAAGAAUGGGACAGAAGUGCCGUUCAUGCGGGAAAUGUCGGGCGCCUGGCAAAUGACAGUGGAGCAGAAAUUCGGCCUGUUCUCUGCGGAGCGAAAAGAAGCCGAUCCGUUAGCGGCUUCGGAAGAGAGUCAGCCCAAGCCGUGUCCCCCAGAGGUCACGCCGCAUUACAUCUGGAUAGAAUUUCUGGUGCAGAGGUUUGAAAUCGCAAAGUACUGCAGCUCUGACCAGGUGGAAAUCUUCUCCAGUUUACUCCAGCGAUCUCUUUCUCUGAACAUUGGAGCAUCAAAGGGCAGCAUGAACCGCCACGUGGCAGCUAUUGGGCCACGUUUCAAGCUGCUGACGCUGGGACUGUCCCUGCUGCACGCCGAUGUGGUUCCAAAUGCAACUAUUCGCAAUGUUUUGCGAGAGAAGAUUUACUCAACGGCUUUCGAUUACUUCAGCUCUGCCCCAAAGUGUCCGACCCAAGGUGAGAAAAGGCUGCGUGAAGAUAUCAUCAUACUAAUCAAGUUUUGGACUGCAAUGUUCUCCGACAAGAAAUAUUUAACAGCCAGCCAGCUUGUGCCUCCUGAUAAUCAAGACACGCGGAGCAACUUGGACAUCACAGUUGGCUCCCGGCAGCAAGCCACACAGGGUUGGAUAAAUACAUACCCGUUGUCCAGUGGCAUGUCAACUAUAUCCAAAAAGUCAGGGAUGUCGAAGAAGACCAACAGAGGUACCCAGCUACACAAGUACUACAUGAAAAGGAGGACGCUGCUACUGUCACUGCUGGCUACAGAGAUUGAACGCCUCAUUACGUGGUACAACCCACUCUCUUCCCCGGAGUUGGAGUUGGAUCAGACCGGAGAGAACAGCGUCGCCAACUGGAGGUCAAAGUACAUCAGCCUGAGUGAGAAGCAGUGGAAAGAUAACGUGAAUCUGGCGUGGAGUAUUUCUCCUUACCUGGCUGUCCAGCUUCCCACCAGGUUUAAAAACACAGAAGCCAUUGGAAUGGAAGUGACCCGUCUCGUUCGUUUGGACCCAGGAGCGGUUUGCGACGUGCCUGAAGCAAUAAAGUACCUUGUUACAUGGCACACCAUAGAUGCUGACGCUCCGGAACUCAGCCACAUCCUAUGCUGGACGCCUACCGAUCCCCCCACAGGCCUUUCGUAUUUUUCCAGCAUGUACCCACCUCAUCCUUUGACAGCUCAGUACGGAGUAAAAGUCCUCCGAUCUUUCCCUCCGGAUGCCAUUUUAUUUUACAUUCCACAGAUUGUACAAGCACUUAGAUAUGAUAAGAUGGGCUAUGUGAGGGAGUACAUCCUAUGGGCGGCCGCCAAAUCCCAGCUAUUGGCUCACCAGUUCAUUUGGAACAUGAAAACGAACAUCUUCUUGGACGAAGAGGGACAUCAGAAAGACCCUGACAUUGGGGAACUAUUGGAGCAGCUGGUUGAGGAAAUAACUGGCUCAUUAUCUGGACCAGCAAAGGAGUUUUACCAACGCGAAUUUGAUUUCUUCAAUAAAAUCACCAAUGUUUCAGCUAUCAUCAAGCCAUACCCUAAAGGUGAGGAAAGGAAGAAGGCUUGUUUGAGCGCUUUGUCCGAGGUGAAAGUGCAACCCGGUUGUUAUUUGCCCAGCAAUCCCGAAGCUAUUGUUUUGGAUAUAGACUACAAGUCAGGAACUCCCAUGCAAAGCGCUGCAAAAGCACCUUACUUGGCCAAAUUUAAGGUGAAGCGGUGUGGAGUCAGUGAACUUGAAAAAGAAGGUCUGCGUUGUCGUUCAGACUCCAUAGACGAAAGCGGAGAAGACGGGGUGGAGAGCAAGAAGAUCUGUUGGCAGGCCGCUAUCUUCAAAGUCGGCGAUGACUGCAGACAGGACAUGCUGGCCUUGCAAAUCAUUGAUCUCUUCAAGAACAUAUUUCAGCUGGUGGGCCUUGACCUGUAUGUGUUUCCCUACAGAGUCGUGGCGACGGCCCCAGGGUGUGGCGUCAUCGAAUGUAUCCCCGAUUGUACAUCCCGUGACCAGCUGGGCCGGCAGACAGACUUUGGGAUGUACGACUAUUUUACAAGGCAGUACGGAGAUGAAUCAACCUUGGCUUUCCAAAAGGCUCGCUACAACUUCAUCCGCAGCAUGGCUGCCUACAGCCUUCUCCUGUUCCUGCUCCAGAUCAAAGACAGGCAUAACGGCAAUAUCAUGCUGGACAAGCACGGGCAUCUCAUUCACAUUGAUUUCGGCUUCAUGUUUGAGAGUUCGCCCGGCGGGAAUCUGGGUUGGGAGCCAGACAUCAAGCUGACCGACGAGAUGGUAAUGAUAAUGGGAGGGAAAAUGGAGGCGACGCCUUUCAAGUGGUUCAUGGAGAUGUGUGUCAGGGGAUACCUGGCAGUCAGGCCUUACAUGGACGCCGUGGUCUCUCUGGUGACGUUGAUGCUGGACACGGGGCUGCCCUGUUUCCGAGGGCAGACAAUCAAGCUCUUGAAGAACCGAUUCAGCCCCAACAUGACGGAGCGAGAAGCAGCGAACUUCAUCAUGAAGAUCAUCCAGAGCUGCUUCCUCAGCAAUAGGAGUAAGACCUACGACAUGAUCCAAUACUACCAGAACGACAUCCCCUACUGAACGCAGGGACAUCCUGGAGGUGGAGGGAUGAGAAGGAGGACCCCGAGCCCUUCAACCUUCGUUCCAGCCUCGAAACGUGAAUUCCGAUGUCACAAUGUACUGCCUCCAAACAAUCCCGUGUGUGUGCGUGUGCGUGCAUGUGAACGUGGGUGUCCCCUUUUUACCGGACCUUGGAACAAUCAACCACUCGUAACUAGUUCCUUUUAGCUUAACUGGGGUGUCUGCGUUCCUUGAUUACGGAGGAGUUGGCUGCAAUCGCAGACCUAAAAAUCCGGUUGCCGCUACGAGUGUGUGGAAAACGGAUGACUGUGUUAGUUGUCGAGCAAUGCAAGGAUUUUCUUUCUUUUUAUUUGAAAGCAAGAACCCUUAAAAUGCCCGCUCUGUAGAAUCCGAUGGACGUCAGGUGCUCUGGAGCCCCUGUUCAGAGCCAUGAAGAAGCAGUCGGUUGCUUUGGAAGAUGCUGUAGAAAUUGUAACGAUAAUCGUCCGUUCAUGGUAGUGUCUGUAUUAAUAUAUCGUACUUUGCACUGUAAAUGGUUCCUGCUCCACGGUCAGUAUUUCGUACAUACAUGAAGAAUGUAUUUUUUCCCCUUUUGUGUGGUUUUAAAGAGAGAAACUCUACUGAAGAUAGAUAUAUUUAAUCUAAAAAAAAAUGGAAUAAAACGAUUUUAGGAUAA